Messenger RNA from Fonsecaea erecta, 957 nucleotides. RefSeq lists its product as hypothetical. The transcript has a single exon. The record is from RefSeq and is a predicted model, not a curated record. NCBI's taxonomy places the organism in Eukaryota, Fungi, Ascomycota, Eurotiomycetes, Chaetothyriales, Herpotrichiellaceae. Bases 1 to 957 code for a protein of 318 amino acids.
AUGCCACGGGUUAGCUAUAUUCCGGUGAUACGCCACGAAAGCGCCAUAACUCAGCUGCCUAAAGUCUCUACAAAGAACACCACGAACUUCGGCCAAAAAGAAAAAUACGAUUCCAAGGACUUCAAAAUAAUGCCAACUUGGUUCCUUCCCCCAGACUUCACCUUCGCCGCCGAUGGCCCCCUCCAGCUCGGCACCGUCAUCGCCCACCCCAAGAAACCCACACUGGUCCUCACCGACCUCAGCUCCCCAGACUCUGGCAUAACGCUUCCAAAGACUAGCAUCCUCACCGAAACCAACCACGUCCACGACAAAUCGCACGCCCAGUCCAACGGCUUCAGCAGCUGGAUGCAAUUCUUCGCCGUCGCCUCCGCCUCGGUAAAGACCGACGUCGGCAGCAGCGCAUCCCUCAGCUAUGGCGCCGUCAACCAUGAGAUCCGCUCCUUCGCGGAGCCGCUGACCGCAGAGACGGCCCUGAAGAUUGCGGCGCUGCCGGUCGUGCAGCAGCAGAUGGCUAGCGGCGUGUUUGGCAAGCGCGCCGUGUACGUGGUUUCGGGGGUCAGGAUUGCGAAGACGUCGUUCACGGUCAAGAAGGGGACGGGCGCGAACUACACGGUCGAGCUGUCCGGGUCCGGCCCGCCAAUCCCCGGGCCCGUGCCCCUGGAACUGGGGGCGAGUGUGGCGCACCAUCAGGAGAAGACGGUGACGGACUCGUAUGAGACGGCACCGGGGAUUGUGUUUGCGUACCGGGUGCAUGUCAUCCGGUGUAAGCGGGCGGGCGUGGAGACGGAGCUGUUCCAGAGCAAGGGAGCGUUCAUGACGGGGUCUGGGAGGGCGGACGACGAGGAGCCGCCUGUUGUGGUGGAGGGUACUAAGGAAGAACUGGAUGAAGAUCUGGAAGAAGAGAAUGAUUACACGGAGACAUCGAUCGGAGAUGAUGACGUAUGUAUUAGCUUUUAG